Cadophora gregata is the source of this 5173-nucleotide messenger RNA. It is a transcript of the gene DPP4, whose product is annotated as diacylglycerol pyrophosphate phosphatase. NCBI's taxonomy places the organism in Eukaryota, Fungi, Ascomycota, Leotiomycetes, Helotiales, Ploettnerulaceae. Gene Ontology annotation, molecular function: dipeptidyl-peptidase activity; serine-type endopeptidase activity. Bases 666 to 2957 code for a protein of 763 amino acids. The transcript is spliced from 6 exons. The record is from RefSeq and is a predicted model, not a curated record. Gene Ontology annotation, biological process: proteolysis.
CCACUCUUGCACCACACAUUACGCGUCAACGGAUUCUUGCGCGAUUGAGUUUCACAGGCCCCUUGUAGCAUAUCCUUCCUAUUCUAGAAGGUCGCACGCUUCCCCAAGAUUCUAGCAAUCGGGCCAUGCAAAAGCCAAGGCGGCCAAGCUUCACACAGGGCAGCUGUCCCUGAUUCCCCAACCUCCAUUGACGCGAUUUACAUUGUCACGAUCGGAUUGUUUUGUUUCAUAACCAUCACAUACUACAUAUACUCAAUGUUCUUUGAACGACACAUCUACUAACGCGUGUUUCAAUUGCUGUUGUUCAGGUCAGGCACGAAAUAAAAAGUUAUCUGAUCUCUACUCUCCCGCAUGGCACGCCACUUUCCAGGUACCCGACAGCACCCUGUCGUGCCCCGCAUCCAAGACUCUCCCCACUUGGCAGACUCAUAAAAUGUCAUUAAUCAGGAAGGUCAUGUUGGUCACAUUGAAUGGCCUCGAUAAGAAAAGUAUCUCGUAAUUGAGAUCAGCCGGCUUGAUGCAGCGGUUAAUGGGCAGCUUCAGAGCUAUAAAGCUCACUCGAGCUGCCAACAAUGGCUGGGACCGUCGCUCUCGGUUUUCUGACCGGUAGCCCACUACAGUGCUGUCCCCCACUGUUCCUACGAGAAUAUUGAAAUAACUGCAAAAUGCGGUCUCUCAGUAUCAUCAGCACGGCAGUGAGUCUUCUGCUAGCUGGCACUGCCAAUGCUCUUCCGCCACAUGCUCGCACAACUCCCGCCAAGAAAGUCGUUUCUUUCGAAGACGUCUUCAGUGGAAACUUUACGGUUGAGCGGACGAGCUUGCAAUGGACUUCUCAGGGUGAAGAUGGUACUUACGUCGACACAACCUCGACCGGCGACUUGGUCCUGGCGAAUAUCGUAACUGGGAACAGUUCAACAUUCGUCACUGCUAGCGAGCUCGGAGCAGCUGUUCAAGAUUAUUACGAUUAUUCGAUUCAACCCAGCGGCGACCAUGUUCUGUUCAUUGCAAACUACACCGAGUUAUACCGAUAUACCUUCACCGCGGACUACUACAUUUACAAUGUGAAAGACAAGACCACAGUACCACUGGUUCCUGAUCAAGCUGGAGACAUUCAGUACGCCGGCUGGUCUUCAGUUGGAAAUACCAUCGCCUAUGCCAGAGGAAACAACUUGUACAUCUGGCAAAAUGGCACAUCGACUCAGAUCACCAAGGAUGGAGGACCCGAUGUCUUCAAUGCCAUCCCAGACUGGGUAUACGAGGAAGAAAUCUACGGAACGACUUCUCUCUUGUGGUUCUCACCAGACGGAAAGCAACUCGCCUAUUUGAGUAUUGAUGAGACAGGAGUCCCCACGUACCAAGUGCCUUACUAUAUGGACGGAGACACCGCUGGAGUCUACCCAGAUUACCUCCAACUCCGUUACCCAAAAGUCGGCGAGACGAACCCAACCGUGAAGUUCAACCUACUCAACAUCGAAGACCUAGCCGCCGGUCCCACAACCAUCGAGUUCGAUUCCUUCGCACCCGAAGAUCUCAUCAUCGGCGAGGUAGCAUGGGUGACCGACGAUUCGUCCCACGUGAUCUUCAGAUCCUUCAACAGAGUCCAAGACCAAGAGAAGCUCAUCCUCGUUGACACCGCCACGAAAUCCAGUUCCGUCGUUCGCGAGCGCAAGACAGACCCAGGAUGGAUCGAGAACAACCUGGCUAUCUCCUACAUCCCAGGAACGAACACCUACGUCGAUCUUUCCGACGAGUCAGGAUGGCAGCACAUCUACCUAUACCCUGUAAACGGCUCAACACCUUUGGCCAUCACGAAGGGAGAGUGGGAAGUUGCUAGCAUCCUGUACAUCGACUCUGCUACCAAGACGCUAUACUAUACCUCCACUGAGCGUAACUCCAUGGAAAGACAUCUCUACUCCGUCGGCCUGGACGGCCAAAACAAGAAAUCACUUGUUGACGACAGCAGCCCUGGGGUGUGGACCGCGUCAUUUUCUGCUGGAGGUGGAUACUAUAUCCUCUCUUACAACGGGCCCGAACUCCCUUACCAGAAGCUCUACUCCACCAAAUCGCCUAGCACAGCCCUCCAAACUAUAAACGACAACGCGGUCCUCGCAGAGAAACUCGCAAGUUACACUCUGCCUAAGGUAUCAUGGUUCGAGAUGGAAGGCCCAGAUGGAUUUACAUUUAAUGUAAUGGAGCGCCUGCCACCGAACUUCGACCCCAAGAAAAAAUACCCUGUCAUUUUCGACCCGUAUGGAGGUCCCAACGACCAGAGGACGACAAAGAACUUCAAACAGGUUGAUUUCCGUGCGUAUUUGGCGAGUGACCCGGAGCUGGAGUAUAUCGUACUCGUGGUCGACAAUCGCGGGACUGGGUUCAAGGGUCGUGCCUUCAGAGAUGUCGUCUCUGGACAACUUGGAACGCUCGAAGCCAUCGAUCAAGUCUACGCAGCAAAGGAAUACGGCAAGAGAAGCUACGUCGACGCAUCCAAGAUUACUAUUUUCGGAUGGUCAUACGGUGGCUACCUAGUCGGUAAAGUCCUCGAACUCGACAGCGACGCUUUCUCCUUCGGCAUCUUGACAGCUCCGGUAUCCGACUGGAGAUUCUACGACAGCAUGUACACUGAGAGAUACAUGAAGCUCCUCUCCACCAACGAGGCGGGCUACAACAAGACUGCGAUCCGCAAUGCAGCCGGUUUCCAGAACGUGCGAGGGGGGUUCUUGAUUCAGCACGGAACUGGCGACGACAAUGUGCAUUUCCAGAACUCGGCUGUGCUGGUUGACACUUUGACUGUUGCGAAGGUCAGCCCUAAGAAGUUCCAUGUUCAGUGGUUCACGGACAGUGAUCAUAGUAUCAACUUCCACGGUGCCACGACCUUGAUCUACAAGCAGAUGGCAAGGUAUUUCUGGUUGGAGAAGAACAGAAAGGAUGAGAAGCCUCACCAGUUUGAUAAGAAGUAAUUAUUCAUAAAUUAAACUCAAUUGAACAAGCAACUUUGAAUAUUGAUGGGCCAAAAACCGAGUGCUGGAUAUAGGCUCUAAUGUAUAUGUGAAAUGCUUGACUUACGGUUAACGUGCCUUCUAGGUGAGCAGGAGAGUGGCUUCAGGCUAUACCAUUCCCUUGGGAGCAGCAUAAGCACAUCUCUCAAGAUUUGCUCAUAAGCAAGGAAAUACUGGCUUUCUGCUCCACCUGUGCAUCCUGUGGUUGAUGGCUGUGAGGAACAUUGUUUCUUGAAAGCGUCUCUCCAGAACUGUCUGUACCUGACCCUACGAGUGUUCACUCCUAGCCAGUUGACAACCUGCAAAAGCACGAAGAUUUGACAGGCACAUCUGCAAUAGCGGCAGCCACCUUCAGUUGCUGCUGUAUGAUGCGCGCCUCUGCUGUUCGACCCAGCUUGACUAAACACUCAUGAUACCCGUGUAGAGCCCAAACAUUAUUUGGAUGCUGCAACGCUCUUGGAAGAGUAUCAUCCAUACCAAGGUCAGCACUGUAAACUGCUAACGCCUUUUCAACAUAGCCUUGCUCAAGCAAAAGUGCACCAUACGCAUGCCGAGUUGGCUGCAUCCAACCCCAAGGUUCAUCAUAGGGCAGCUGGUCAUCAAGAACAAUAGACUUUUGUAAAUGUGCGAAAGCUGCAUCCAAGUUGCCACGACGGUACUCGAGCUCUCCAUCCAGCAUUUCCCUGGCAAUGGCGAGAAUAUCCACACAGGUGUUAUUAAAAAGCAUACGGCUUUUGGUAACGCGCUUGACGGCAUCGACAAAGAGACUAUGCUCCUCCUCAGCUUCUCUAACCCUCCCAGUAGCAGCCAGGGCGACACCUUUGGCAUAAUGAAUCAUUGCCGUAGUCACGCAGUAGAGCUUUGGAUCUGGAGGAAGUUCCAUUUUCACAAUAUCUUCCCAGCAUCCAAAUCGUAUCAAAGCAUGCACUCGCAUGGAGAGAAAGCCCUCUAGCCAGUCUGCCAUUGGGGGAGAUUCAAUCCUCAACAGCUCUUCUGGCAGGGAAGCCUCCAAUUGUGAUAUUGUGUCUAUUGCAACCUUCGAUUGUCCUGCAAACAUCGCUGCGUAUAUCCGGAAGUGGUAGUUAUGUGACCGGUAAAGGGAAUAGAAAUUGAGGGCGCCUGCUCGCGCGAGGAACUUCUCAUCAGCUCGAAUGGCUUCGGAAUUAGAGGUAAUCGCUCGCCGAUAAUCACCGCAUAGAAUAUCCAGAUGUGUCGGCAUAUGGUUGAGAUGACCGGCAUCUGGUAUAAGCCCCCGCAGGUGGUCUGCAGCUGGCAGUGCGAUCUCUAGGGUAGUUGACAUCUCCAUGAGAUGAAUAUACAAGUGCAGAAGCCCUGGAUGCGCAUCACCUCCUUGCUGUGCCAGAGCCCGAUCAAGGACUGCCUUUGCUUCCAGGGUUUGAGCACCUUCUGCUGGUUGUCCAGUCCGUAUAUCCCACAAGGCCCAGGGCGUCAUAUUCAUUAGGGCAUCCGCGAAAAGAGCAGCGAUAUCCAAGUCCUCGGGGAAUGUCUUGUACACGCCUCUCAUAGCAUUUGCAUACUCCUUGUUCCAUGGCGUACACUCUUUCGCCUCUGCUGCCUCUUCUUGUGGAUAUCUGAACUGCAGGGCGUGUGCCAGAGCCUUUUCCUCAGGAGUUGUCGCGGUGGAACAAGCACGCUCCACAGCUCGAUGACCCCGCCUCAGGAUACUGUCAAGCUCCUGCUUGUCGAAGAAUUCCCACGGCUUGUUAUAAUUAGGGCCCAGGGAGUAUGCCAGUCCCCAAUGAGCCAUGGAGCACUCAGCAUCAUGGGCAAUGGCUUGUUCGAAGCAGCUAGCUGCCUCUUCGUGGUUGAAGGCAUAGCACCAGGUCAGGCCACGAGUAAACCAAGUUUGCGAAUCCUCACUGUGCGUGCGGAUGGGUCGUCGAAAGACCCCCAGGUUGUAGUAAUCCUCUUUCGACGAAAUCGCGGUAGGCCGUUCCAUUCUUUGGUCUGGGUCUGGAGAUGGUGGGGGCUAGGAUUCGAGGCCGUAGAGACAAGGGUUGAUGGAGGGCGACGAGCGCAAAUGAUCACCGCCAAGAAUCCGAGAUGAGCCACAGCCCGCACGUCCGUCUCGAUCAUUGCUUAAUGUCUCUCUUCUUUCAUACUACAUUUACCUCCUUCGUAAAGGUGGCUAAUAUGUAUUUGGCUCACUAAAUAUC